AUGUGUUUCCCCAGCUUUACGUGCUGCUUCCUGUCAGACAGGAAGUUGGUGAUCCACCUGCAGGUGGAGACAGGCAUGUGCAGCCGGGAGACCACCCCGUGCAUCAAGGCCAUCAGUCCCAGUGAGGGAUGGACCACUGGAGGAGCCACUGUCAUCAUCAUUGGGGACAACUUCUUUGAUGGCCUGCAAGUUGUAUUCGGGACGAUGCUCGUAUGGAGUGAGCUGAUAACUCCCCAUGCCAUCCGCGUCCAGACCCCACCGAGGCAUAUCCCCGGUGUUGUGGAAGUCACGCUGUCCUACAAGUCCAAGCAGUUCUGCAAAGGUGCCCCUGGGAGAUUUGUCUACACUGCCCUGAAUGAGCCCACCAUCGACUAUGGUUUCCAGAGGCUGCAGAAAGUCAUCCCCAGGCACCCAGGAGAUCCUGAGAGGUUACCAAAGGAGGUGUUGCUGAAGAGAGCGGCUGAUCUUGUUGAAGCUCUGUACGGCAUGCCCCACAAUAAUCAGGAGAUCAUUCUGAAGAGGGCAGCUGACAUAGCUGAGGCCCUGUACAGUGUUCCCCGCAACCACAACCAGAUCCCCUCCCUCGCCAACACAGCCUCCCACGGCAUGAUGGGAGUCAACUCCUUCAGCAGCCAGCUAGCAGUCAAUGUGUCUGAGUCACAAGGGAACGACCAAGUGGGCUACAGCCGCAACACCAGCAGCGUCUCCCCCCGGGGCUACAUCUCCAGCAGCACCCCGCAGCAGUCCAGCUACAACACCGUCAGUAACAGCAUGAAUGGCUACGGCAAUGCCGGCAUGAACCUGGGAGUGCCAAGCUCCCCCGGGUUCCUCAAUGGAUCCUCUGCCAACUCCCCAUAUGGAAUUAAACAAAAGAGCGCCUUCGCCCCUGUGGUCCGACCCCAGGCCUCCCCACCCCCCUCCUGCACCAGCGCCAACGGCAACGGACUGCAAGCCAUGUCCGGUCUGGUCGUCCCCCCUAUGUAAAUGCACUUUUGUCAUCUCAAGCACCAGUCUACACACUACCACUUCACAGGACACCCCUUUAGCACACAGCAAAAUGCUGGUGUAGUGUAUAGUCAACAACUAUUUCUGUUUUUAAGGACGGAGAAAAAAAAUAAUUAAAAAAAAAGUUGGGUUUUUUUUUUCAAAAAAACUUUCACUUAUCUGCAAAAGGAAAAGGAUUUCAUGAAGAACACUUUUUUUCUCUCUCUCUCUCUAUCUCUGAAGGGAUUUUUAUUUGGUUGACCAUUUUUUUUCACCAUUUUAUCACCCUUGAAGAGGACACAGGACGAUGAAGUGUUUAUUUUGUAUACCUGUUGGGCCGUGCUUUGUUCUUGUCCAAUCAACCCUAUACAUUCUCAGUACUGGAAGUGGAGCUCUGUGGACUCACCAUGUAAACUAAACACUGAUGUACAGUAACAUUUGCCGAUGAACUCGAUUGCCUCCGCAAUGGGGUUGUUUCUCUUUUAAUAGAUUCACAACAGUUGUGUGUCUUUAUAAUGUGACUUUUUUGUAUUUUUAUGUGUGAGAAAAAUACACAGGGGCCAAGAAAGUUUGAAUUUCAACUGGAAAAUAUAUGAGAUAUAUAAUGUAAGAAAAAUUGAUCAUAAAAUACAACGCAUUACGAGAUAAAACGGGGGGAAGGGGGCCGGGCGGGUAAGAUUGUAUCAUGUUUCAUUCCUGCAUUUUAAAUUAAAAAUUUUGUAAUUUAUUGUAGCUAGAAAUCAUCCUCGAAAUUAAAAAAAUACAAAAACAAAAACAAACAAAAAAAAUCUCUUUGAUUCAACAAGCACACUGAUGUGUAAAAAACACUCCACUCUGUUGAUGAGAAGGAUAUACUUCCAUGUCUAGAGCUUCCUUUUAAAGCAAGUGUGUUUUGCCAUGUUUUUCAACUCUUUUGCUAGCACUGUAUAUUAAUGCAUUCCUAGGCUACUGUGAAGUCUGUUUCUUGUUGAUGAGGAGCAGCCUCCUCCUUCUAGCUCCAAUUCCCUUAUGUGUUUUAUAUGUGGUUAUAAAAUUGUAGACUAUUGUGAUAUUGCCAAACUUGUGCUAAAUAUUUAUACAUCUGUCUUUUUCAUGUUCUUUUACAUCAACAAACAAACAAAAAAAAACGUUUAAAAACAAAAUUUGAAUCCAUUGAAGAUGUAGGCAUAGCAGCUCAUUGUCAUAUUUCUGUUCCAAUACACACUUGCGCUCACUGAGGGAAAUUUUGUAACAUACCAACUAUAAAUAAUGUAUUUAUCUCUGAAAUUUUGUAUAUUGCUUUUCAUUAUGUAUGUAUUAAUCGUCAUGCCCUUAAUAUAGUGAUGCAGCACAGAUAAUUCAGCCAAGAACUGUUGCCUUCGUUUGUUUUCUUUUUGUAUUUGACAAAAUGCAAUGUCCAUAUAUUUCACGUGUAUCCUCAAAUUUGUGUUACUCUGUCAAGACUCUCUGUCCAUUUUUUUUAAAAGGGGAAGUCAAACUUCAUUGUUUAUUUUUAUAUUGAUUUUAAAUUAUCUAUACAGACCAUUUUUUUGGAGAAAACUUUGUUGGUUGUAUUGUCAAAUAAAUUGUUUGUGACCCAUAUGAUAGUUGUUAAGAUCCAAUAGAGACUAAUGUGCAUGAGGGACAAACAUUGGAGAAAAAGACACUCCAUCUGUGGUUGUGUUUUCUUUCUGUUUUGUAGGACGUAUAGAAGUCAUUUUUACUCACCACUUAUGACUCUGCCACAUAGCUUAAAUGUGUUUACAGGGAAGAAAAUUCAAAACAUUUGGAAUGGAAACAGAAAUGAAUAAGUGAUGUUUUAUUAAAAUUUUCAGUAAAAACACAA
Messenger RNA from Lampris incognitus (smalleye Pacific opah), 2809 nucleotides. Its product is annotated as transcription factor COE3-like. The transcript has 9 exons. The record is from RefSeq and is a predicted model, not a curated record. Gene Ontology annotation, molecular function: DNA-binding transcription factor activity, RNA polymerase II-specific; RNA polymerase II cis-regulatory region sequence-specific DNA binding. Lineage: Eukaryota; Metazoa; Chordata; Actinopteri; Lampriformes; Lampridae. Gene Ontology annotation, biological process: regulation of transcription by RNA polymerase II. The coding region runs from base 1 to 984 and encodes 327 amino acids.